GAGUUCGUGGUUGAUUUGGUGUGCUUACCCUUGCACCAAAUUGAUAUUAUUCUGGGAAUGAAUUGGCUAGGAUUCUAUGGCGUGUUCAUCGACUGCUAUAGGAAGACGGUGCGGUUCUCUGAAGUUGGUGAGAAUGAUGAGGCAAGAUUUCUAUCUGCUAGGCAGAUAGGGGAUUUUGUGAAAGAUGAAGCUCAGGUAUUCGCUUUAUUUGCGUCUCUACAAGCGGAUAAGAAAGUAGUGAGUGUAGAUUUGCCUGUUGUCUGUGAAUUUCAGGAUGUGUUUCCGGAGGAUGUAAGUGAUUUACCUCCAGAACGUGAAGUCGAAUUUGCCAUUGACUUAGUACCAGGUACGAGUCCAGUGUCGAUGUCUCCUUAUAGAAUGUCGGCAACUGAAUUAGUUGAACUGAAGAAGCAACUUGAAGAAUUGCUUGAGAAGAAGUUUGUGCGUCCAAGUGUUUCUCCUUGGGGUGCACCAGUAUUGUUAGUGAAGAAGAAAGAAGGUACGAUGAGGUUGUGUGUCGAUUAUCGGCAGUUGAAUAAGGUGACUAUCAAGAAUCGGUAUCCAUUGCCGAGGAUUGAUGAUUUGAUGGACCAGUUGGUUGGAGCCCAUGUUUUCAGUAAGAUUGAUUUGCGAUCGGGUUAUCAUCAGAUCCGAGUGAAGUCAGAUGAUAUUGCGAAGACUGCUUUCCGUACGAGGUAUGGUCAUUAUGAAUACACUGUGAUGCCGUUCGGUGUAUCUAAUGCUCCAGGUGUGUUUAUGGAAUAUAUGAAUCGUAUAUUCCAUCCGUACCUUGAUGAUUUUGUUGUGGUGUUCAUAGAUGAUAUAUUGAUAUAUUCUAAGACGGAAGAAGAGCAUGCAGGACAUCUGAGAAUUGUUUUGCAGGUGUUAAGAGAAAAGAAAUUAUAUGCAAAGUUAUCUAAAUGUGAGUUCUGGUUGAAGGAAGUGAGUUUCCUUGGCCAUGUGAUUUCGAGAUUUAGGAAUCUGGAAAUCACGAACGUGUUUGCUGAACGAGUUUCUCCAGCAUUAAGAAAGAUCCUGGUGGACGAUGCCUUUCUCAUUCCUCUUUUUGGAAUGGGGAGAAGGGGAAUUUUGGACCCAAGGGCAAUGAUAUUCUGUUAUAACUUGGAGUUGUUAAAUGUUGUUUUGAUGUUUGACCUUGGUGUAACUGCUGAAAAGGAUGGAAAGACGAUAGAAGCUAGAAAGUUCCAUGCCAGAUCGAUAAAGGCGUCAGAAUUUGGCGAGAAGAUGCAGUUGGAGAGGUCACAAAAACCGAACCACCUACUUCAAGGGGAUGAUGAGGAUCUCUUGAUCAUAUCGACUAACAUAAAUGCUUUUGGAAGAGCAAUGGAGGAGAGCAGAGGAAUUCGACCUGGAAUUUUGUUAGAAUCAUCAAACGAUUCCUAUAGACCGUGUCAUUAUUUCGACGUGGAACAAGAAAUUGGUGAUAUGUUGAUGAAUUCCGUUGUGGAAUCUCUCAUAUACAUUGUUGAAAGUCUCUGGUAG
Molecule: messenger RNA, 1503 nt
Organism: Lathyrus oleraceus (garden pea)
Lineage: Eukaryota; Viridiplantae; Streptophyta; Magnoliopsida; Fabales; Fabaceae
Exons: 4
Coding region: 58-1503 (481 amino acids)
Source: RefSeq, a predicted model, not a curated record